ACCGAGUAUGCGAGGGAGGCAAUGUGAUAAAAAGGAAAAGUAUAGAGAGAAGGACCACCUCCACAAGUGAAAAUCUUGAUUUUGUAAUCGUGCUUUAUCAUCUUAAAAUGAGAAUUGAUUUUGUAAUUCUGCUUUAAUCUCGAAAAACACAAAGAACUAGAACGAUGAUCUUCCCUUUUAUGCUCAAACUUCAAAGUUCUUUCAAUUUGUUCUUUAGUACGAGGGGAUUUCAUAUGCACAUCAGAAUCGAUGCAAAUGCCUGCAAGAUCCCGAAACUUGUGAUCUAUUUCAUACAUAAUUGAAGCAUUGAUUCAAGGGUUUUGCAUGGGACAUGAUGAACGGGAAUCCCAAUUUCAGAUCAAAGUUUAUGAAGAUGGAAUUCCCAAUUCCAUGGAGGAAGCAUCGCAUCAAGACUGAUUCUCUUCAUAUCUUUCCUCGAUUACAAACUCAUACUCAUGUUCUUACUCUUAGGUACGCUCAACGGCCGCUUGAUGUUUAGCAAUUUCAACGUCUUCUGGAACUGAAACGUUGUUCAUUACGGAUUUUGAAAAUUGAAAACCUAAUAUUGUUAUAGUUCGAGAUUGACUGUAUAUAUUUGAUUAUUUUAAAUGAAAAAACUUGAACGCCUUUUGCUUCCUCCUGAAAGCUUUGAUUUAUAUGAAGUCAUUCCUGUCCAUUUAUUAUAACUUAAAUCCCAAUCCUUAUUCAAUUCGGCUGCUUCCUUUUAUGAAGGUAACAAAAUCCAUACAUUAAAAGAUGAACAAUCUUCAUCCAUGAACAUUCCACAUAAUCCUUUAUAUAUUCUUUAAUCAAGGAUCACCUUUUUGACUUUAAACAAGGAAGAUUCACACCCCCUCCUUCGUUUGAAUCACUAACAGUUUGUGCCAACCCGCAAAAUAUUCUUGACAUUUAUCUUACAGAGACACAAAAGGACUUGCCUCAACAUGAAGAAACUCAUGUAACAUAACAAACUUUAGAUAACUCUUUUUUACUUAACAAAGACUUCCAAAUGACUUCCAUAACUGUUUACAAAUUUGACUUCAUUUAUUUUUUCCCUCCAUUUUCCCUAUUGAGAGUUGUCAACAUGAUACAUAGCGUAUUGAGGACUUAGCAAAGCGUUUAUGGAUAAAUGGGACAUGGACCAAAGAGGGAGAAAGAGGCCCAUGUUAUUUCACGUUUUAAAUUAUCCAGUUUAAUUGUAAAAUGACUAAAAUCACAUGACUUUCCUUCAAAAUCACGUGAUUGAUUAAACAUUUAAUUUUUGGAAAUUUGACUAAGCACUUUUCAUGUUGCUUAUUUCCAUUUCGAGUCACAAAAUAUUUGCAAGGAGACACAUUUGUAUUUACAAUCUUUAGACGAAGAGCUGACAAUAAACCAGCAGAAAUACACAAACACUAACUACCAUAAAAGCAAUUACUUGACCCAUAAAAAUGGGUCCAGGUGGAUGUGGAUGUGAAUGCAAUCCAUGACCCGAAAACCAACAUAUUAUGAUCAAGAUUCCUCAUAUCUUCUAUAUCAUUAAUUACUUUCAUCAAGCUAGCUUUCGUCUGCAAUCUUUGUGGGGCUGAGGGGACAUAAGUUCUCCAAAAGUCAAGAACAAAGAUUGUUUGACUGAAACCCCUUAUUAUAUGUACUCUCUCUACCCGACUCCACAUUGCCUUACAACAAAACACUUCCUUUACCUUCCUUUAUCUGUCUUUUAUGAUCAGUUUGAUGUUUAUCUAUAAAAGAUGUUGAUUCAACAUAAUAUGCUAUCCUCAUUUCCUAUUUGAUUAGUUUCAGCAAUCAUGUUGUGUACAAUCAGCAUUAAUGUCUCAUCAUCUAGUCAGGUACAAGAAAGUUAUACAAUGCUUCCGCUGUUUUCCAUGAUAGAUGUCAUUCUCCAAGUUUAAAACCUCACUUGUUACAAAAACGAAAUUUUUUUUGCUUAUUGAUUAGCUUCUUAUGCAAAAAGUGUUUGGACCCACAAACUGGGAAAGACCGAUUUGAUUCCAUAGUUCCUAAAGAUGGACUCACUAGAUACAAAAGGGUUCUUUUUGUUCAUCUUACACCUCUCCCUUUCCAUUCCAAUCGUCCUUUCCGUUUCCCUUUCCAUUCCAAUCGUGUAUGCUUGGAGUGACACAAUCACUUCAGCUAUUCCAUUGAAAGACGGAAACACCAUAGUUUCCUCUAGCGGACUCUUUGAAAUGGGAUUCUUCAGUCCCGGGAUUUCAAUGAACAGAUACAUUGGCAUAUGGUACAAAAAUAUACCAACAAAAACCGUUGUUUGGGUCGCGAAUAGAGACACCCCUGUUCCUAACAAAUCCGGUGUUUUAAAGUUAACAAAUCCCGGGAUUCUCUCCAUUUUAAACGACAAGAACACGAUCAUCUGGUCUUCAAAUACCUCAAGACCCACAAACAAUCCAAUCGCACAGCUUUUAGAUUCCGGGAAUCUUGUUGUGAAAGAUAAAAAUGAUGUCAUCUGGCAAAGUUUUGAUUAUCCCGGUGAUACCCUUCUACCAGGAAUGAAGAUUGGGAAAGACUUAGCGACUGGGCAUGAGAAUUAUAUCACAUCAUGGAAAAGCGAUGAUGAUCCUUCUAAAGGAGAUUACACCUUCGGAUGUGAUCUUCGUGGGUACCCACAUCAAAUUAUUAAAAAAGGGUCGGUGAUCCAAUACCGAAGUGAACCCUGGAAUGGAAUUGAUUUCGGUGGGAUUUCCGUCCUCCCACAGAAUGCAAUUUACAAAUUUGAUAUGGUUUUUAAUCAAAAACAAGUGUUUUAUAGUUACAGAAUGAUAAACUCUUCCAUGAUAUCGAGGUUGACCAUGAAUCGAACCGGUGUUGCACAACGUUGGGUGUGGGCUGACCAAGUCAACGAUUGGGUUGUUUACUUUUCUAUCCCUACACCUGAUGGUUGUGAUUUGGUAUGUGGUGCUUAUGGUAGUUGUAGCACUAACAGCUUCCCGAAAUGUGGGUGUUUGGAUAAGUUUGUGCCAAAGUAUCAAAACGAAUGGAAUGGGGCAAAUUGGUCAAAGGGCUGUGUGAGAAGGAAGGCGUUGGAUUGUAAGACUGAUGGGUUUGUGAAGUAUACAAAUCUUAAAUUGCCGGACCCACAAAAUUCGUUGUUUUAUGGGAAUAUGACACUUGUGGAAUGUGAGAAGUUAUGUGUGAAAAAUUGUUCGUGUAUGGCGUAUGCAAAUAUUUUGAAAAAAGGAUUCGGGUGUUUGAUUUGGACGGGUGAUUUGGUUGAUAUUCAAGCAGCUCCAUCUUAUACUUCCGAGAUAUAUAUCAGGGUAGCUUUUUCUGAAUUAGGUGUUUCAAGUUCUCUAAAGAAGAAGAAGAAGAAAAUAAUUCCAUUGAUCAUAGCAUUAGUUAGUGGGGUGUUGAUAACCUUGGGUCUGGUGUUCUUUAUUUGGAGAAAAUGGAUUAGGAAGAAGUCGGUGCCCAAGGGAGAAGAUGAAGAUGUUGGAAAUGAUACUGAUCAACUUUACACCAAUGAAAGUCAGAAGGAUGAUCUUGAGCUGCCAUUGUUUAAUUUAUCAGAAAUAGCAAAAGCGACACAUAAUUUUUCGUUUAAGAAUAAGCUUGGAGAAGGUGGCUAUGGGCCGGUUUACAAGGGUGUUCUUCCAGAUGGAAAAGAAGUGGCUGUGAAGCGACUCUCAAAGACAUCAAAUCAAGGGCUUGAUGAAUUCAAAAAUGAAGUUAUUUGCAUAUCCAAACUUCAACAUAGAAAUCUUGUGAGGCUUCUUGGAUGUUGCAUUCAAGGAGACGAAAAGAUGUUGAUCUAUGAAUACAUGCCUAAUAAAAGCCUCGAUUACUUCAUAUUCGAUGAAAGCCGAAGAAUGUUACUUGAUUGGCCGGAGCGGUUCAACAUUAUGAAUGGAAUAGCUCGAGGGUUGCAGUAUCUUCACGAAGAUUCAAGAUUAAGAAUUAUUCAUAGAGAUCUCAAAGCAAGCAAUAUUUUGCUUGAUUUUCAUAUGAUUCCUAAAAUAUCGGAUUUUGGGAUGGCAAGAAGCUUUAUAGGAAACGAGACUCAAGCAAAUACCAUGAAAGUGGUUGGAACUUACGGUUACAUGUCUCCGGAAUAUGCAGUGGAUGGAGUUUUCUCGGUAAAAUCAGACGUAUUUAGCUUCGGUGUUUUGGUGUUGGAGAUUGUUACCGGAAAGAAAAACAGAGGAUUCUUUCACCAUGACCACCAUCAUAACCUUCUUGGCCAUGCAUGGAUACUUUAUCAAGAAGGGAGGUGUGUGGAGCUAAUUGAUGCGAAUUUAAGUGACUCGUGCCAUUUAUAUGAAGUGAUGCGAUCAAUUGAAGUUGCUUUGUUGUGCGUUCAAAGAAAUCCGGAAGAUAGGCCGAGCAUGUCUUCGGUGGUGGUGAUGCUCAGUAGUGAAAGUGAAUUGCCACAACCGAAGCAACCUGGUUUCUUCUACACGGAGCAUGACCCUAAAGAUGACACGUCAUCUAGCACCCAUGUACCAUCUUCAACCACUGCAAUGACCAUUACGUUAGUGGAUGGUCGGUAGAUGAAUGUAAAAGUUGGUUGAAUAUAUCAUAUAUGUUGUUUUGUAAUAUGUAAUGGAAUGAUCUUUAUGUUAGUAAAUGUACGUAAAAUUAUAGAGUAA
Lactuca sativa (garden lettuce) is the source of this 4601-nucleotide messenger RNA. Its product is annotated as G-type lectin S-receptor-like serine/threonine-protein kinase At4g27290. Gene Ontology annotation, biological process: recognition of pollen; protein phosphorylation. The record is from RefSeq and is a predicted model, not a curated record. NCBI's taxonomy places the organism in Eukaryota, Viridiplantae, Streptophyta, Magnoliopsida, Asterales, Asteraceae. Gene Ontology annotation, molecular function: protein serine/threonine kinase activity; ATP binding.